Molecule: messenger RNA, 177 nt
Organism: Prorocentrum cordatum
Lineage: Eukaryota; Dinophyceae; Prorocentrales; Prorocentraceae
Source: the annotation of a GenBank genome assembly
GUGGCGCCCGCGGCAUCGGCGGACCCCUUUGCCAACAUCAACGCCGGGCUCGGGAUCCCCGCCUCCAAGGCGUCGCCGCCGCAGCAGCCGUCCUACUUGGGCUUUGCAGCCCCGGCGCCGCCAAAGCCGGCCCAGUCCUCCAGCAACGCCUUCGACGACCUCGACAUCUUCAAGUGA